UUUAUGCAAGUCGGAUCCCAGUAGCGACUUAAACUUAUUCUGUAUCACAAUCACAAACUAUUUCUGUGCGCACAAGAAAUUCAUUUAUUGUGAUCACUGACAGUAUCAUCCUCAUUUGUUCAUCCAAAAAUGUGAAUUGGUCAAGCAUGCCGAAUAAUUUUCUCUGUAAUCUCGAACAUUUGAAGGUUGGCUUUGUGUAUCAAGUCUAUUGCAUGCUUCAGCGUACGUACGCAUGUACACCGUACACAACAUUAACAAACAGCGCGAAAAAGCAAACAGUGCACGCGUAACAAACAACUAGCAGGCCGGGGAUACCGGGAGAGCGCCCAGCGGGAAAAAUGGCAACAGCAAACAUUCCGAGGGAGGUGGCUGAAUUGGCUGGAGAAACUACCAGGAUCGACAAAGGCGAGGUUCACACCGACUUUAGUGUCGAGGAAGAUGGUAGCUGGGAUUGGGAGGACAACAGAGCCUCCUCGAAUGAUAACAAGAAGCCCCAGUUUCCUCCUGCAUUCAAUGCAGGAUCGGAAGUUCCAUAUCUGGGUCAGCUCAAAGUACUGUACAACGAUGCGGGACCCCACAAGGAGCAAGGGGAGAGACUUGCCGAAGAGGUCGAUGCUGGGCUGCCGGUGGCGCCCAACGAAGAGCUUGCGGUGAGAUGGGCAGUCAUCGAGUACGAGUUGGAGCAGUAUCUUGCCGCAGGACUUGUACCUCAGGAUUCUGUUGAUUCUGCAGGUCUGGACAGUGCUUCCCAUUUUGACUUUAAACUGUGCGCUGAUGAGCUCCAGAGCAACCUCCUAGAGGACAAGAUCCUGGAGGCCCUGGGCAACCUGCGGGGAUUCCGCCGUUACUUCUCCAAGUCCAACGACUGGUUGUUGAGCCAGGCCUUCAAGGGCAGACCCAUCGAGGUCCUGCAGCACAUAUUCUAUGGUGGGGACGGUCUCCUGGCUGCGUCCAGAAUGAAACUGGACGAUCCGUUCCACUACACAAAUGCGGACCAUGCAGGAAAAAAGGCAACAGUGGACGUUCUAAGGGAGUUUGACAGAGCCUCCUUGAGUGAUAACGAAAAGCCACAGUUGGAGGAUAAAUGUGCAGCCGAAGAAGGCGAUGCCAGGCCGCCGGUGGCACCCAACGAAGAUCUUGCGGUGAGAUGGGCAGUCAUUGAACAGAAGCUGGAGCAGUAUCUUGCUGCAGGACUUGUACCUCAGGAUGCUGUUGAUUCCGCAGAAACUAUCACAGGUCUGGACAACUCUUCCCAUUUUGACUUUAAACUGUGUGUUGAUAAACUCAAGACCAACCUCAUGGAGGGGCAGUUCCUGGAGGCCCUGGGCAACCUGCGGGGCUUCCGCCGUUACUUCUCCAGGUCCAGCUACUGGUUGUUGAGCCAGGCCUUCAAGGGCAGACCCAUCGAGGUCCUGCAGCACAUAUUCUAUGGUGGGGACGGUCUCCUGGCCGCGUCCAGAAUGAAACUGGACGAUCCGUUCCACUACACAAAUGCGGACCAUGCAGAUUGAUACGUUUGUGAGUGAGGGAAUCCAGUCAUGUACAGCGUAAGAAGUACAUGUACAGCGUAAGAAUGCUUUGUCGAGAAGUGUGCCUUCAGGAGAAGUUCUGCAUUUUUGUUUGUCUUUUGAGGUUUAUUUUAAUAUUCAAUUCAUAAAGUUAAUGUGUGUCCUUUUUAUAUUUUUAUCAUUGUGCACAUUUUUUUAGAUUUUAUUUUUUUCAGUUUUGCUACUUAAUUGAUGUUUCAAGAGAAGUGAUGCUUUUUUUUGGUUUCUUUUAAAUGUAGGGUAGAUCAUUUAUGAUUUGUACAUUUUUUUGGGUGUGAAGCAACAAAACUGCUCAAAUUCUAAAAUCUUUAGCUCUGUGAAUGCUGUAUAUUCCGAGAAAACAAUAUUCUAGGAUCUUGAUUUCAAUUUAAACAUUGUCAAGACAAGUCAUGUAUUGAAUUACGCCUGACAUGUUCUCAUUCAGCCAAUUGCGGCUACGGCAUGUCACGAACUGAAACGAUGAAUAAUAGCAACUGCAUGCCCGUGUGCAUCGUAUCAACGCUUUCUCAGAUUCGCCGAAUUACAAACCAACUAUUAACAGAAAUUCCUAAAAUGCGUCACAUGACUGGAAAUGGCCUUCUUUUGUUUUCUUCAAAAUGUUAGCAUGCCUGAAAGAAUAAUUUCACAGGGAGUUUAUUGACAUUACUAUCUUUAAAUCAAGUAAACUUUUAACAAUAAUUUGGUCAGUUACUUUUUUGAUAGCUGCAAAUGAUCUACUCUACCCUCAAUCUUUGUUUAAGUUGUGUUCAAUUCAUCGUGUGUGUUUCUCCUCGUUCUGCAAUUGUACUUUAUGAAGUAGACCAUCUUUGAAAUCUUUUGUAUUAUCAGUUGUUUUUGAAUUUUUCUUAGAUGAAUUUAACAACCUCAGGUUGUACAAGUAUUAUUUCUAUAUUUUUAUAUUAAUUCAAUUGGUAAGGGUUGACACAGAUAUAUUUUGCACAAAAUUAUAACACCAUAAUACAGAGCUUAACAUAACAUUUGAAUUCUCAGGACAGUGAUAAUGGAUGCUAACGUGUGUGGUAACUUAACUGGUUGUGAGUAUUGAGUAACCGGAAUUUGAAUCCUCGAGUCUGUGGUGUGUAUUGAGUCACUUAGUUUAAGGCUUGCAUCUUAAUACAGGGGCGGUUCCAGGAAUUUUUGCGGGGGGGGGGGGGGGGGGGGGGGGUUCAUCAGCAAAAUAAUUCUGAAUUGUAGACGGGUUUGGUCAUACCAUGCUUUCAAUGGGGGCGCUGUUCAAAUCCGACGAUUAUUAACACUACAUGUAUAUUGCAGAAUAGUGUACAUACCCCUUUAACCAAGCGGACUCUGCUGUAUUUUGUGCACAGGUGGACAUCAUUACCAGUAUAUUUUUGACAGAGCUGGGGGGGGGGGGGGGGUUGACCCCCAACCCCCCUGGAUCCGUGCCUGUAAUUUAUUAACUUUUCAGGGUUUGAGUGUUAAAUUACUUGGAUAGAGUUUUUCUGUUUUAACAGCUUAUUCUAGAGUAUAGGAUUGAGGGCACUGUUUGUAAUUGGUUUAGGUAGGUUUAGGUAAAUUUGGGUAAACAAAAAAGAGUUGACCCAAAUCAAAUAAAGCGCCCUCUACUUGUGUCUAUAUCUCAAAGAAGAUAAUGGAUGAUGAGUUUUCAGUUUUGAGUCACUUGGUUUGAGUAUUUUGUCGAAAUCAUAUUUAACCUACCUCAUCAUAAUGAGAUACUUUUGUAUAAAUUGUCUUGAGUUAACUUUUUAUAUUAGGGGUAAUGGCAUUAUUGAAUUCUCAUAUGCAGUUAAAAGUUUUGUGCAAGUCCAGUGAACGUCGAUGAAUAUUAUUGAACUACUACUAUAGUAGUUAACUAACCUUUUUUAUUUUUGACAUUUCCAAUUUU
This is a messenger RNA of Patiria miniata (bat star), 3411 nucleotides long. RefSeq lists its product as uncharacterized. Bases 339 to 1511 code for a protein of 390 amino acids. The transcript has 6 exons. The record is from RefSeq and is a predicted model, not a curated record. Lineage: Eukaryota; Metazoa; Echinodermata; Asteroidea; Valvatida; Asterinidae.